CCAGCUCAGCCACAACAGCUUACCGCAACUGUAAUCGAAAAUAUCACAGAGGCAUAUUCGGUGGUCAGACUAUCCUGGAUAGACGAUUCUCCGUGUAAACCGGUCACGUUCAACUUCACCUACAUAGCCCCAGAUGGCAUGAGUCUUAUGGAGAAAACCAACCAAACCCAUGUGACCAUACAUUGGGCGGACAAAUGCUAUCCAAUACAUAUUCGACUCCAGGGACAACACGGGAACGACACUGGACCCGCCUUGGAGAAGAGUGUGAGUCUAAUUCCAGAUCUUCUGCUUUCCAAACUCAUUCAAGCACCAAACGCUCCGUUCGGCGUCAGAGUUAGUCCGGUCAGUGGUCAGACUCAGGCGUACAAUAUAGCUUGGAAUGACAACUCAGAGUGCGGGUCGCCCAGAUAUGUGGUGAGUCUGUACAACACACAGGGUCAAAUGGUCAAGGAACACGAGACCGCUCGUCGAGACAUGAUAAUCAACUUGGACGAUUCCUGUGAAAACCUUGAUGUCGGAAUCAAAGGAGUGAACGAGGCUGGUGCAAGCGAAGAGUCUUCAAGAAUCGCAUUGGUCAGACGUACG
Opisthorchis viverrini is the source of this 585-nucleotide messenger RNA. RefSeq lists its product as hypothetical. The annotation marks the transcript as partial. NCBI's taxonomy places the organism in Eukaryota, Metazoa, Platyhelminthes, Trematoda, Opisthorchiida, Opisthorchiidae. The transcript is spliced from 2 exons. The record is from RefSeq and is a predicted model, not a curated record.